UGGGACCCAAAGCGUUAGACUCAAUGACUUCUUUCUUCCCCCCUCCCUUUUUUUUACCCCCUCCUCCUUCAACCACAAAAUAGAGAGUAAGUUUGCUUUGGCAAGCUCCGUCCGCGCCGGGCUUGCACGCAGGUAAAGGGUUACAGAUUCUCGGAAGUAUUAAAUGCAAACUUUGAAGGAUUUUAUUUUCAUCUGCAGUCACAUGAUACCUUAAUACCCAAUGACACUAACUACAGUGGCUCAUCCAGAGGUCAGGCAAACUCUCCGGCUAAACAGGGCAGUCUUACAUUUUUCACAUUCACACGCCAGAGGCACGCGGAGCUAUGGGAGAUGGUAAUCAGCCGAGUCCGCCGCUUCCUCCGCUGCUUGGAAACCCCAGGAAUUUAUUGAGCUUCUAGUACAGGGAAGGGGAAAAUGCAAAACAAUAGAAGAUCGAUUCUGCAUUUCAAGGAAUUUACAAGAGUGUUGGCUUUAGGGAAGGACCACGUGGCAGACUGUUGGAUCCUUGUUCUAAGAUCCAGAAAUCGAGGAUUUGAAUCGUGACUCCUACUUGUGAACUGUGUGACUGUGGGAAGGGAAAUUAAACUUUACAAGAAAACUAAUGGACAAUCCCCCCGACAGAUGGUAACAAAAAAUCAUCCAGAUGGGGUGCAGGUGCUGUAAAAUGAUUCAAAGCUAUCUCUUUGAUCCAGUUCAUGCGCCACCUGCUGGUUACAUCAAUGAAGUAAACAGUUACAAGCUGGAGGAAGAAGAUGGCAUCAAAUUCAAGGGCAAAGAGAACAGUGAAAUACUAGCACAUAAAAAUGACCUUCAGAAUGAGGAGCUACAAAGGACUGAGACCAAAAACAGACUAAAUAGCACACAGGAGCCUUUUUGGCAUCAUCGAGGACCUCCCAUCCAGGAGGAUCACGGAGGUGGCUCUGUGACAAAGACUGACACCAAUCUCAAUGGGUUUGGAUCCAGUACUGCUGUGUCACCCAAUGUAAAUCCCAAUCUUAGUCAAGGAAAAGAAACCACUCCCCAUGAGAGUGGCAGUGGGUCUUUGGCUAGUGCUGCAAGUGAUGGUAGUCCUGUUGAACACUUUGUUAAAGAAAGUGACCCAGGGAAAAAAGAUCACAUGCAUCAAGCUACAGAAGAGACUCAAGGCAUCCUAAAUGGAGAUUUGCAAGCUUCAGGAGAAAAUGCUUCCUGCCCAGAAAGUAACCACAUGUUGGGAGUCCAAAACCACAUCAUACAGCUACCAGUUCCUGACUAUCCUCAAGUUGAGGUGCAAGUGACAAACCAGAUUGUCGAUGAAAAUUAUUAUUUUCCGAGUAAUCACCUCCAGCCUGAGCUAAUGGACAGAGUGGAUUAUGCAGAUGGAGAGCACAUCUCAGACCUGGCUUUUUCUAAAAGGAGAAGCUGGGAUUCAUUAAAUGAAGCCAUUAAAAGUGAGGCCUUAACUAUUAACUUUAGUAAGGAUGGGUCUGAACAUGACAGUGACUGGAGCCCUGAACAGGAGGAUGCUGCUGUGGCAGAAGCCCUUGCUGCCCUCGAAGCUGCCACCGCAGGAGAGGAUGGUGAAGAGGGGUACUAGAAGGAAAUGGUUACCUCGUACAUCAGUUACUAGACUUGUUUCUCCUCUUUACCUAUUGGGCCAGAUCCUACAGGUAAGUAAGCUACUGCCUGGAUGUGAGCUGAAAUAUGGGAUGUACAUUAGUUCUUUUGGACAAAGAGUCUUGUCAUUCAGGUCAUUAAAAUGAUAAUGCAUUAAAUCAAACUGGGCCAGCUUAAAGCUUAUGGGGAUAUCAAGUGCAGAAGGAGAGAGUCAACACUUACCUAAGCACUUAGCCCAGAGUAGGUGCUCAAUAAAUACUAGUUAACUGACUGACCAAUCCCCAAACCCCAAUUUAGGCACAUUUCCAGUAAAGUGAAAAGUGAUAAACAUGCUCUUUUUAAAACUCUAUGAAAUCUCUGGGGCAGCUAGGUGGCACAGUGGAUAGAGUACCGGCCCUGGAUUCAGGAGGACCUGAGUUCAAAUCCGGCCUCAGACACUUGACAUUUACUAGCUGAGUGACCCUGGGCAAGUCACUUAACCCCAAUUGCCUCACCAAAGGAAAAAAAAAAAAACUAUGAAAUCUCAGCAUCUUCUCUCCCUCCAACAAAAACAGAGUGUCAUCAAUUACCAAAUACUAAUCUGGUCUUUAUUGGGCCAUCGCUGGGCCAGCAUCUUUUAAAUCACAUCCUCAUGGUCUAAAAGAGUUAAUGCAUUCCUUGGAAGGAUCUAAUAUAUAUCCAGAGCGUGGCUUACUUUCAGGUAGGAAUCAGGCCCAUUGGUAAAUCAUUUACUAUUUUUUGAACUAAUUAAAUUGAACAGUCUUGAACAUAAAGCAGAAUUAAUCCAUGAAUAAUUGAUUAGCCCUCAAUUGGGAUAUUUCAGACACCUUGACCUUUACUUUUUUCACAUUACUAUACCUAUCUCAUUUAAGGAGGGGGGGGGAUUCAAAAUAGCAGCACUGUAUGCAGUUAACCCCUCAGAUUUUGUUUAAACUUGUUCAUCGGCCCCAGAGGGCAGAACUAGGAAGGGUGAGUGGAGUUGCAAAGUAACAAAAGGCUGGAUGUAAGGAAAAGUCUCUGAAAAGAAGUAUAUUUAAAAUUGGAAGGGGAUUCUUUGGGAGGGAAUGGGGUCCCAUUGCUGGAGGUCUUUAAGCAAAGGCUAAAUGACCAACCACUUGUUAAUAGAGGGGAUCGUUGUUAACGUGCAGAUUGAACCAGAUAGUCCUUCUCAAUCUGGGAUUAUGUGCGGGUGGGUGUGAGUGUGUGUAGGGAG
Dromiciops gliroides (monito del monte) is the source of this 2809-nucleotide messenger RNA. RefSeq names its product chromosome 6 C4orf19 homolog (gene PGCKA1). The transcript is spliced from 5 exons. Bases 644 to 1576 code for a protein of 310 amino acids. Lineage: Eukaryota; Metazoa; Chordata; Mammalia; Microbiotheria; Microbiotheriidae. The record is from RefSeq and is a predicted model, not a curated record.